Messenger RNA from Plasmodium malariae, 291 nucleotides. Its product is annotated as 60S ribosomal protein L37ae, putative. Lineage: Eukaryota; Apicomplexa; Aconoidasida; Haemosporida; Plasmodiidae. Bases 1 to 291 code for a protein of 96 amino acids. The transcript is spliced from 3 exons. Gene Ontology annotation, molecular function: structural constituent of ribosome. Gene Ontology annotation, biological process: translation. Gene Ontology annotation, cellular component: ribosome. The record is from RefSeq and is a predicted model, not a curated record.
AUGUCAAGAAGAACUAAAAAGGUCGGAUUAACGGGAAAAUACGGGACAAGGUACGGGUCCUCCCUCCGUAAGCAAAUGAAAAAAAUAGAACUAAUGCAGCAUGCGAAAUAUUUAUGCUCCUUCUGCGGAAAGACUGCUACUAAAAGGACGUGCGUUGGUAUAUGGCAGUGUAAGAAAUGCAAAAGAAAAGUAUGUGGAGGCGCGUGGAGUUUGACGACCCCAGCAGCACUUGCAGCAAAGUCGACAAUUAUCAGACUGAGAAAACAGAAAGAAGAGGCACAGAAAUCUUGA